GCUGCGGACGCCGUCGCGUCGAUUGCCCCGGAAAAAAAAGAAAGGGCCCACCGUUCGUGGUGCCGCUGCUGGAACGACUGUGUUAUUACCGGAGAAGGCCCAACGCAGGCCGAAGCGGAGGGGGGGAAAAGCAGCGCCUGCCUGGCUUCGGACGUCCCAAACGCGGAAACGGUCCCCCGCGAAGCCCCCUCCACUUACAACUGCGCGUGCCCCAGUCAUCGCUGCCGCAACGCUCUUCGAGCGGGAAACUGCUUCGGAUACCGUUUUGGUUUGUCGACCGGGCAUCAUCACUCCGGUGAGAGGACGGCCGAGGAUUUUUGUGAGGUCCGAGGGAGGACUUUUGCGAGUCGGUCUGGAGAGCCGGUGGUGAUCCUUCCGUCGACUGUGUUGACUCGUGAACUACGGAACCUGAAAGGACUUGCGGCGUGGAUAAAACGAGAAGCCGGGUUUGACGAGCGAGCGCUGGAAGGCCAACUUCAGCCAACCGCGGCCGGCGUGCUGGCAGCGGAGCACCAGGAGCCACGUUCACCGAUCGGGCGAGCCGAGAUCCAGGCGAAGGAGAGUAGCUGACUCCCGGAAGCCAAUACCAAACAUGGAUGUCGACAGCGUCGCGCUCGAGUCCUUCCUCGAGCUCAACUUUCCCUCCGAACUCAACUUUUCAACACCAAUCGAGUAUCCACCAUUCAACGCCGCCGAUGUCGUCCUGCAAGCGACGGCGACAACGACGGCACAACAGCCGACGGCGUCUUCUGCGUCGAGCAGCGUAUUGGCGUUCCAAACGACGCAGCCAGCUCCGGCCAUGGACGUCGUCGGCGCCGCCUCGGGCACCGUGACCUCGUCGACGUCAUCAUCACCGGUUGUCCAGACGGCUAGUGGACGUCCCCAGCGGUCGUGUCGACUCAACCCGGACUACAACCUGAGGCCGCGGUCGGUCCAGAUUCGCAUCGAGACGGAGCAGCGGCGCAAACAACACCAACAACAGCAGCAACAGCAGCAGCAGAGUCACAAGAGGGAUCCCAAGCCAAAGCAGAAGCCUCCGCCGCUGUCCAAGUACCGGAGGAAAACAGCCAACGCCCGCGAGCGAUGCCGCAUGCAGGAGAUCAACCGGGCCUUCGAAGAACUUCGGGCUGCCGUACCGGCGCUACCUCCGGCCUGCGUACCCGACAAGAACGGUGACACCAGCAAGCUCACUAAGAUCACCACGCUCAGGCUCGCGGUCAACUACAUCGCGGCCCUGAGCCAGAUGCUGAGGGAGGCGAACGAGACCGAAGAGAACUCUUCCGAGGUCGACUCGGUGCAGAGCAUCGACUCGCUCGAAUCGAGCCUCGACUUUGGUGACGACCCGCUUUUGAUGAGCACCGAUCUGGUCGGCAUGAUUCUCGAAUCCGACGGCGAAAGUCUCCAGCUCAGCGACGCGCCGACGCCGUGAAGUGGAUGGCGCGACGACACGUCUUGGACGUGAACGAAAGCUUCAGGCCAGCAGUGAAGUGUUGUGCACGCUGUUACGCCGUUAUGACACUGUUGCCGGUGUAGUGGCGUACGAGCGGGGACUACUAUGCUGAUGAAACUGUGCAAGAUUGAGGAACGAGGGCGAGUCGGGCCUUACGAACUGCCCUGAGCGCUUUCAGAUUCGGCUGUGCUGCGGAACAUCACGCCGUGUUCGUGUCACACGCAUGGCUCACGGACUCGCUUUCAAGCGGCGGAUUUUGAGGAAGAGGGACUUUGUGUCAGAUAAACCGUUCAUUUCUCGGAGCAGGAUCUCCAGAAGAUUGUUGUGCCUUUCGCAUAUAUCCCAACGAAGUCAAUUUUUUUUUACCCUUCCGUGAUGAUCUGUGCAUGAGAAUGUGUCAAGCAUAGUGUAAGCAAUUCGACGAAGUUUGGUUUCGCAUGCCCCGUCUGGGGCGGCGUAGCAGUGCCUUGAGAAUCUCAUCGCUUCCUUAUAUGCGGAUAGCAGCUGAUGCGACGUUCGUUAUACGAGCGUAAUGCUUUAUAGACAACUGUGCUAGAAUUUGUUUGCUCGCCGCGACGACGCACUUGACGAACGCUAAUGCAGCUUUAUCUCGAUGCUCACAGCGAAGAGUGGAUUCUUCAGCCGUGCCAUAACUUAAAAGCUGGGAAAGCCACUGCUGUGCCACGAUCACGCGAGUCGGGUAUGUCCACGCUCAACGAGAAAUGUAUGGUGAACAUGCAAUCUAGUCCGUCCAAAAGCUAGUUUUCUAUACCUUCAACGUGCGGUGACUUAGGACGCUGGAAGCGUCGCCACUUACAGGCGUAAAGCGACGAAUAAAAUCGGGUUUCCAUUUAAGAAUGAAAAUGUUCACGGGAUCGCGCUACCAAUUCGCUUGCUUCUACGCUUUCCAUAGUCGGUGACAACCCAUAAAAAUUUGGUACAACCUCCGCACUCGAAAACGCGUGCAGUUACCUGUAAAGAAACACCAAUAUUGCAAAAAAAUGUUUGCCGCAAGCGUGACGCAACAAAAGUUAGCGAACCUAAUUGGCUGGCGCAUGUAUACCAGUUAUCUUUAAAAUCCUUGGUUUGUCGCCGACUAUGGAUAUUUGUAUUUUUCCAAGCUCAGAAUGGUUUCGAGCUUCUCGAGGCAAGUCUGCCGCGAAGAAAUUGAACAAGAAAGAAAGAGCGCUUUCGAAAAGGCUUUCUGCUCUUUCCAAUUUUGCACAUCUAAGGUACAACUAUGUUGAAUAUACAUAUCACCAUACUCUUGUUCAACUUUCUGCUGAUCUUCACAGCUCCUGUUUCUUUAUUUUUUGCAGCAGUUCUCCGUAUUUAUCACUGCAAUCUGCAGUGUUUAGGGAAUUCAGCAACAUAACGAACUAAGCAGAAUGGAAGCUGGGACGAACAGUGACUUACGCGCAAUCAUGCUUUGGUUUUGAAAACUGCUUCCACGCUCUCAUUAACUGCUGGGUUCAAAGACACUUAAUGAAUGCAUGCCGUAUUGGACAAGCACGACAGACAUUCGUGUCUCAUCGUCCAUGCUUCACUAGUAAACAAUGCGCUAUGUGACUGAAGACGAGAGAACCAGAGAAACCGAGGUUCGUUUUUGGCGAGAUUCUAAAUGCAUUCCAGCCUCAACGGCUACUAUAUAUACCGGUGAAAGAGCAUUGAUGUACACGUGACUUAUCGUUUGUGUACUUGCGCAAGCUUUCGGUCACAAAUGCGACGUAUUCGUGGAAAACACGCUGGCCGUGGAUUUCAAGAUGGCGUUUCUCUUAAAAAAUAGGACGAAAGCGUUCGGUGCGAUGCUUUACGGAAUUUCUCUCCGAUCAGCUGAAGGUCGUAGCUUGCACUUUUUUCUUCGUAUUCUGUUGUGUAUUAUAAGAACGAAUGUAAACUGGAGUGUGUGAAAUUUUGUGUUUGGUUCGUUACGGAAACACGUGAAAGAUAAGAUAAAGUGUAUUCAUUGUAGAUUGCUAAGCUCAGUAAGGCGCCAAAAAAUCAGAUCUAACAAAGGACCAUGACGGCAUGUUGUAGUUCACAUGUACAUGGACAAGUAAAGUUUCCUGUGGGAGUCGGUGUCGCCAUGUUCAAGGUUUAUAGAAAACAUUGAAGUGUUUCAGCUCGUUCCUUUUAGAAAGUCUGACUCGAGAUACAUUCGAAGAACUUUAUAAGCAAUCAGAGGUAUUCGUAGCCUCCUGCGCACGAGCGCAAGGCAGGAGAGUAUUAUACUAAUUGAUGAUUUCAGAAUGAUCAAGAGUAAUCGGCGUACGUGCUGAAACUAACUCUAAUUAUGUCUGCAGUAGUUUACUUGUCUCCAUUUUUUUCUUCUUGUCAGUACGAUGUGAUACUUGGUAAAAAGGAAGGCGUUCUUCUUUUUUUUUUUCUUUUUUGUAAACGCAUGUUCAGCCAAACUGUUCAAUGCUUCGCACAGCAAAGAGACACUCGUCAUAGUAUUGUUACAUAAAAAUGAGUUUCAAAAUCAAAUAUGCAGGAAAUUUUCUUGGACGCGAGAGCAACCUUAUAUUGGCCAGUUCUGGAGGUCAUGAAGUGCAAUACCUUACAUAAGAAAAAAAGUGUCCCUUAGCUUGUUUCUUCGUAGAUGGUUCGCUGUGUGACUGAUUACGCGUGUGAAUGAAUCUUGUCAAGACCCUUGUUGAAGACCGGGCCCAAAGCAAUACGCAAAAUAAGCUAGCAGACACGCUGUGCUAGUAAUCAAUACCGGUGUGCUUCCAAAAGGCAUCAGCGUUGCCUGCUUCAUGUAAAGAAAAAAUUUAGGUUAUGUAUAAUGUGACAUGUUGCGCCAAUGUCGCGAUUGUGCCGGUGAAUCUCUUUGUUUUUUUUUUUUUUUUUGUUCGUGCCUUGUCAUGUGCCUUGUUGAAUGUUUUUGAACAGCUCACUGUUUUUAUGAAAAUGCCUUUUCGUCGUUAAAGAUAGCGAAAGAAAAAAAAGGUAGCAGUGUUCGCGUUGGAUCUUUGUUCAUAUUUUUUGAACGAGAGAAACUUUUUUUCUUCUCAUUUUCAAUAUUAUAUCUAUAUUUUUCGAAAUGACAGAACAAUAAAGAAUGUUUAUAAUAAACGA
Molecule: messenger RNA, 4531 nt
Organism: Dermacentor silvarum
Lineage: Eukaryota; Metazoa; Arthropoda; Arachnida; Ixodida; Ixodidae
Product: neurogenin-1
Exons: 2
Coding region: 593-1429 (278 amino acids)
Molecular function (GO): protein dimerization activity
Source: RefSeq, a predicted model, not a curated record